AUGCUUGCCCUGCGUGCUCGACACAGCGGCGUAGUCACAACUCUCCUCGGUGAAGAGCGAACUUCUCGCCGGGCACGAGUGCAGGGGAAAGAAAAACUCACAGGCCGGCCUGCUGCAGAAAUAACAUGUCUCGAUGCGGACCAUGUUGGCGACGGGGGCGACAGCGUCUGGCUGCCUCGGGUCCUGUCGUGGGUGUUGGGCGGCGGUGGGAGAUUGGUCGUGGGCGAAGACGGCAGAAGUCUGUCUUGUUUCAACUUCCCAGCAGCCUUUUGCGCAAUAAUCUUUUGCACCGCUACUACAAAAAAUUUGGGGACCCUGGGCACCCGGCCGCCUGCCACCGUGGGGCCCGGCGGGCGAAGUGGGAGGUGGGCUGCGGCCACACGGCCCGCUGAUUGGCCCGCCCGGAAAAUCCUGCUCGCCGGAGCACCCUCGGUGCAGGUCGGGUGGAGCCCAUGCGGUCCAGGGAGGCCCGUGCGUCGAGAAAUUCAUCGGCCGGCUCUCAGCUCUCAGAGGCUCAGAGGCUCAGGCUCAGGUUCAGAGUCGCGAACCGAUAUAUACCAUCACGGUGCUGUCGCCAGCUUGCAGUCCUACCCUCGUCGGAUCAAAGCCCCUCUCCCUUCGUCACUCUCAAGACCCUCGUCACCCUACCUCAGCAUGGCAUCCGUAUUGGCUAUCGGAACCGGCGUGGCCGUGGCCGCCUUCCUGGGCCGAGCUGGACUGGUCGCAUUCCGGCGCUCUCGCGGCGGUGUCGGCGCCCUGGGCAAGGCCUUCUACAAGGGCGGCUUCGAGCCGCGCAUGAACAAGCGGGAGGCUUCGUUGAUCCUGUCGCUCAAGUACGACCUCACUCCCCCUGCCCGCACACUCUGGCGUGAACGCGCCCUGACCAAGGAAAAGGUCCGCAAGGCUCACCGAACCCUCAUGCUCCUGAACCACCCGGACCGCGGCGGUAGCCCCUACCUGGCCACCAAGGUCAACGAGGCCAAGGAGUUUCUCGAGAAGAACUCAUGA
Neoarthrinium moseri is the source of this 1008-nucleotide messenger RNA. RefSeq lists its product as uncharacterized. Gene Ontology annotation, cellular component: PAM complex, Tim23 associated import motor. NCBI's taxonomy places the organism in Eukaryota, Fungi, Ascomycota, Sordariomycetes, Amphisphaeriales, Apiosporaceae. Gene Ontology annotation, biological process: protein import into mitochondrial matrix. The transcript has 3 exons. Gene Ontology annotation, molecular function: ATPase activator activity. The record is from RefSeq and is a predicted model, not a curated record. The coding region runs from base 1 to 1008 and encodes 335 amino acids.